Messenger RNA from Dermatophagoides farinae (American house dust mite), 5245 nucleotides. NCBI's taxonomy places the organism in Eukaryota, Metazoa, Arthropoda, Arachnida, Sarcoptiformes, Pyroglyphidae. The record is from RefSeq and is a predicted model, not a curated record.
UAUAUAUAUGCAACUUGAAUUGAAUUAUCAAUGCUGCCCUUAAAAUUUAGAAAAAUUAAAUAACACAAAAUUCACCAUGAAAAGUGUUCAUAUUCAAUUACAUCCAUCAUUAUUAUUCAUGGAUGAUUCAAGCCAAAAGAAAAUUUUUCAUUAUAAAAUAUACGACAAUUUUUCAUUAUCUUAUUUAUUAUGGACCAUACUAGCCAUUUUAACAAUAAUAAUCACUCGGCCUGUGCAUUGUAUUAAUGAUGAUACGAUUAUAUCCAGAGAUAUACAAUUCACUGGUUAUCCAUCAUAUGGUUGGGAUCCAUCAAGAACAUUGAAUACUAUUUGUGCGGAAAGAAGAUGUGAACCAAGCCUACCCGGUUGUCGUUGUGAUCCUACUAGUACGGAUCCAAUGAUUAUUUGCUGUUGCUGUAAUCAAUAUCGAAAUAAUACACAACAACGUCUUUGUUCACAACGAGUAUGUGUAUUUGGUGAUUGUAAUUGUAUUGGCGAAAAAGGAUCCAGAGGCCCACCUGGGAUGCCCGGUCCUGUCGGUCCCGUGGGUUUAACCGGACAUCCGGGCAUGGAAGGCGCGCCCGGAGAACGUGGUCCAAAGGGUUCCAGAGGCCCAGAAGGGCCUAGAGGUCCAAAAGGCGAUCGUGGUAAAAUGGGAAUGGCUGGUUUUCCUGGUAUCCCAGGCUUGCCGGGCGUUCCCGGGGCUCAAGGACCCAGAGGUUACGCUGGUUUGGACGGAUGCAACGGUACCGAUGGAAAGCCUGGCUUGCCAGGCCGUCAGGGACAUUCCGGCCCGAAAGGUGAAACCGGGCCUAUUGGCCCGAAAGGAGACAAAGGUGAACCGGCAAUUUCAACGUCGGAUAAAGGCCAAAAAGGUGAACCUGGACGAGAUGGCGCGAAUGGGUUUCCUGGCCCUUUGGGAUUUGAAGGUCCGAAAGGAGAAAGAGGCCUUCCUGGCUUACCUGGAUCUAAAGGAGAUAAAGGUGAUAUGGGUCCAAAGGGCCCCAUCGGAAAAGUAGGUGUUUGCAUCGAAGGCGUCAAAGGCGAACGUGGUGAAAAAGGCGAUAAAGUAGUUUGCUACACAAAAUCUGACCCAUCUAUUGGACCACCUGGUACUGAAGUUAUCACUGUCAAAGGCCCUCCUGGUGAAAAAGGUGACAAAGGGGAAGUGGGACCAAGAGGGGAUCGCGGUUUUGAUGGCGAACCAGGAAGAAUUGGCAUGCCCGGUCAAGUUGGUGAUAAAGGUGACAAAGGGGCACAAGGAUUCAUCGGAAGUCGUGGAAAAGAAGGUUUACCUGGUCUCCCUGGUUUAAAUGGAUACAAGGGGGAUAGGGGGGAAAAUGGCUUCAAUGGUUUACCUGGAAUUAAAGGAAACAAAGGAGAAAUGGGACCAAUGGGCUGGCCUGGUGAAAAAGGGAUACAAGGCCCGCAAGGUCUACCUGGUGGUUCGCAAGGCCGACCAGGUCCCCCGGGACCGGCCGGUCCCAAGGGAAAUAUUGGCCUGCCUGGGUUACAAGGAUUACAAGGUAUGAAAGGUGAAAUGGGACCCAGAGGACCACCAGGGCCCCCUGGUGGUCAAGGAAUCAAUGGAUUACCUGGCAGGGAAGGGCCAAUGGGGCAAAAAGGCCAAAAAGGCGAAGCCGGAUAUCCGGGAAAAGAUGGAAUGGACGGUCCAGCCGGUUUACCAGGUUUAACUGGGAGCAAAGGCGAACCAGGAAUGAAAGGCGAUCGUGGAUUGAGCAUACCCGGACCAAAAGGACUCGACGGCAUGAAAGGUCUCAAUGGAAUCCCUGGGAGCAAAGGCGACAAAGGUCAAAAAGGUGAACGUGGCAUACCUGGCGAUUCAAAAGAUGGAAUACCUGGACCGCCUGGCCUUGCAGGUGAAAAAGGGGAUAAAGGAUAUGCCGGUAGAGCAGGACAGAAUGGCCUUCCGGGACUAAGGGGACCUAAAGGUGAUUCUGGUAAAUCAUGUUCAUCAUGCAUACCGGGCGUAAAAGGAGAAAAGGGUGAAAGGGGUCGAGAUGGGCUCCCAGGAAUUCAAGGGUUCAAAGGCGAAAGAGGUCCUAUGGGCCCACCAGGGCCCAGAGGCGACGAUGCUGCUCCUGGAUUUCCUGGACUCAAAGGAGAACGGGGGUUUCCUGGUUUGAAUGGAAGAGAUGGUCCAAAAGGGGACAAAGGCGAAAAUGCAAUCAUCUCGUCAUUGCCAAAAGGCGAAAAAGGUGAGCGUGGUUUCAAGGGUGAUAAAGGGGAACCGGGAUUGAAUGGAAGAAUUGGCCCCCAAGGUCUGCCUGGUCUAAUGGGAGUUAAAGGCGACAAAGGAGAUAAAGGUUUUCCUGGAUUUCCUGGCAUAAACGGGCAACAAGUGUAUCCGAUAGGAUUGAAAGGUGAUAAAGGUUUUGCUGGAACUGGAAGAACUGGUUUGCCAGGUUUGCCUGGUAGCAGUGGCCAAAAAGGUGAUAUGGGUCCUCCCGGUCCUAUGGGAGAAAAAGGAAACAAAGGCCAGCCUGGAAUGAUGGGAAUCAAGGGCGAUAUUGGCUAUCCUGGGUUACCUGGUUUUCCUGGAUCCAAGGGCGAAAUAGGAGAGCCAGGGUAUCCGGGACCAAUGGGUCCCGAAGGCCCCGCCGGUUUUCCAGGACGUGAUGGCAUGAAAGGAAAUAAAGGUGACAGAGGCCUAGCCGGAAACAACGGAAUGAACGGCUUGCCCGGCCAAAAAGGUGACAGAGGCUAUCCAGGUCUUUCUGGCCUGCCUGGUAUGCCUGGAAAAGAAGGCAAUUCCGGCCCCCCGGGUCGAGAUGGUAUGGCUGGAUUACCAGGAAUAAAAGGCGAAAAAGGGGAUGCAAUACCUGGACCCCCAGGUUUGGCUGGUCAACCCGGUGCCGAUGGAAUGCAAGGACUUAAAGGCGACAAAGGAAAUGCCGGAAUGCCUGGUAUGCAGGGUCAAAAAGGCGUUCAAGGUCCAAAAGGAGAUAAAGGUUAUCAUGGGUUACCUGGUUUGAGGGGACCACCAGGUGAUGGAGCGAUAAAAGGAGAUAAAGGCGAUCCUGGUAUUCAACCGGGCGCCACUGGAUUAGCCGGUGAAAGAGGCGAAAGAGGUUUUCCAGGGCUUCCGGGGAUGAAAGGUGAUAAAGGGCUCCCAGCAACAAGUUUAGAAGGUGUCAAAGGAGAUAAAGGAGAUGCUGGUUUGCCUGGACCACGAGGAAUUUAUGGAAUUUCCGGUCCUAAAGGCGAUAAAGGAUUGAAAGGAUUGCCGGGACUUCAAGGACCAAAGGGCGAACGUGGACCACAGGGACCAUAUGGCCCAAUGGGCUUGCGUGGAACUUCCGGUUUGCCUGGUUUUCCGGGCCUAAAAGGGGAAAUCGGCAAUGUUGGUUUAAAAGGAUUAAAAGGCCAAACCGGUGAUGUUGGAUUGCCUGGUUUUUCCGGUCAAAAAGGCGAAAAAGGCCAAGCUGGCUUACCUGGUGGUGGCGAAAAAGGUGAAAAAGGUGACUUGGGUUUACAAGGACCAGUCGGAAUUUCGGGAGCCAAAGGCGAUAGAGGUUUGAACGGCAUCGCCGGGUAUCCAGGACAAAAGGGUGACAUCGGAUAUAGUGGUGCUCGUGGACCACAAGGGCUACCUGGCCUGCCUGGACCCAAAGGCGAUAUUGGUGAACCUGGACUGGAUGCAAGAUGCUCCGAUAUUGGAAAAAUAAUCAAAGGUGACCGUGGGUUACAAGGAAUGCAGGGACUUCAGGGACCAGUCGGGCCCCCAGGCAUCGGAAUAAAAGGAGAUAAAGGUGAACCAGGUCCCAUCGGAAGUCCAGGUCCCAUCGGAAAUCAGGGACCAAAAGGUGAAAGAGGAUUGGAUGGAUUGCCAGGACUUCCGGGGCUAAAAGGUGAAAGAGGAUUGGAUGGGUUACCUGGCGCCAAUGGACAAGAUGGACUUUUAGGUCCCCCUGGUCCGAAAGGAAAUGUUGGAGCACGGGGCGAAAAAGGGGAUAAAGGGGAAAGGGGAUUGGACGGGGUUCCUGGUUUGCUCGGUAUCAAAGGAGAAAAAGGCUUGGCCGGAAGGCCAGGAAUGAACGGAUUGAUCGGACCACAAGGCCAACGUGGUGAUAAAGGCGAUUCUUGUGUGGCACCCUUGAUUACUGGAGAAAAAGGAGAGAAAGGUGAAAGGGGAUUUCCGGGCCGAGAAGGUUAUGCGGGACCGGCUGGGGUUGCGGGUGAAAAAGGACAAGUUGGACCUAAAGGGGAAAGGGGAUUGGACGGCCUCCCUGGUUUGCCGGGCAUGAAAGGUGAAAGAGGUUUCGAUGGUCUUGCUGGUCCAGCUGGCUUGAAAGGAAAUCAGGGUCCCAGAGGAUAUCCUGGUCUAGCUGGCGAUUCUGCAUCCAAUUAUUUUACCGGUAUAUUAUUGGUACGACAUAGUCAGCAAAGCUCCAUUCCAGAAUGUCCACAUGGAAUGGGAAAACUUUGGGAUGGUUACAGUCUACUAUAUAUUGAGGGCAAUGAAAAAGCUCAUAGCCAAGAUCUUGGAUUUGCCGGCUCUUGUUUACGACGAUUCAGUACGAUGCCAUUUUUGUUUUGUGAUUCAAAUAGCGUCUGUAAUUAUGCAAGCCGUAAUGAUAAAUCCUAUUGGCUAACAACUAAUGCACCGAAACCAAUGAUGCCCGUACGAGAAGCAGCCAUACAGAAUUACAUCAGUCGUUGUGUUGUUUGUGAAGCACCAAGUAAUGUGAUUGCCGUUCAUAGCCAAACAGAAUCCAUUCCACAAUGUCCACAAGAAUGGACCGAACUUUGGAUUGGUUAUAGUUUUGCUAUGCAUACCGGAGCAGGUGCUGAAGGUGGUGGACAAUCAUUAUCAAGUCCAGGUAGUUGUCUGGAAGAAUUCCGUGCAACACCAUUUAUCGAGUGCAAUGGAGCUGCUGGUGGUUGUCAUUUUUUUGCCAAUAAAUUCAGUUUCUGGCUAACGACAAUCGAAGCGGGCAAAGAAUUUCAAAAACCAAUCAGUGAAACAUUAAAAUCCGGUAAUCUACGUAGCAAAGUUAGUCGUUGUGCUGUUUGCUACAAGCCAUGAAACAAAACAAAACAAAAAACGAAAAAAAAGUUUUAAUUAUCUUUCUUGACAGCAUUUCUUUAAAAAAAAUGAUGAAAUGAUUUUUUUGCCAAGUUAUAUAAUAUUCUCUUGUUAUGCGUAUGUUUUUUUUAAAGAAUUUUUCCUUUUUUUCAACACAUAUUCUGGCCAUUGAAACAAACAAACACGAAAACUGAA